Prorocentrum cordatum is the source of this 1759-nucleotide messenger RNA. The record is from the annotation of a GenBank genome assembly. Lineage: Eukaryota; Dinophyceae; Prorocentrales; Prorocentraceae.
AUCAGACUAUAUAUUUAUUACACCGGUGCCCGCGCCCACCCCUGCACGGUGUCAGCCGAGGAGAAAGGAAGCAGGCCCACCCGGCGGCCAUGCCGGCGGCGCCGGCCGGUGGCCCCAUCACCUUCCGGGGGGCGCCGCCCCGGCCCUCCGCCGGCGGCUCCGCCGUGGUCCUGCCGCCGCCCGGCCCGCCGGCGCACGGGGGCGCUGCGCCGAGGCUCGUGCCGCCCUCGGUGCCGGUGGACGCCUUCUCGCACGCGACCGCGCAGUCGUGCGUGCAGCGGCCGUCGUUGCCGCUGAAGGCGAGGCCUGCGGCGGGCGCGUUCAUACCCGCAGGUAGAAGUCGCAUGUGGUUCCUGAUGCUGGCGGGAAUGCUACUGAUGCUCCUCGUAGUGAUGACGCCGCUGUGGGACGCCGCCCGCCUCCUGGGCGACCCGACGUUUGUAUUCUUUUUGGGCCACGGGCUGCCCCUCUGGACCGUCGCGUGCUGCCUCGCCGCGCUCGCGGCGUACGCCGCCGUCGUCCUCGCGGCCCUGCGGCCGGGCCCCCUGCAGGAGCGCUGCACGGAGCAGGCCCUGCUGGCGGUGUUCGCCGCGAUCCUGGGCCUCCUGGGGCUGUCCUUCCUGGUCCUCGCGGCUCCGCUCGCCUCGCAGGCUAACGUGACCCACUCGCAGAUUUUCUUGGGCUGCCAGCACGGCGUCGACACGCAGGCCAAGGUGCUCUUUGAGUAUGCCUCCUCGAUGCAGGCGCUGCGGGCAACGCCGGCGUGCAGCUCCCGUGCGAGCGUGGAGGGCUGCGAGGGCUACCGGGAGUACAGCCCCUACUCCGGCGUCCUGAAGGCGAUGGAGCAGACGUACCGGUGCGCCGGGUACUGCCAGCCCCUGCUCGGGGCGCCCGCGCUCCUCUCCGCCGGCCUCGCGGCCGAGGCGCCAGCGACGGCCAACGAGUCCGCCGCGGCGCCCGCGCAGGCCCCGGCGGCGGCGGAGGUCGAGCUGGAGCAGUUCCGCGGCAGGGACCGCGCCCGCCUCGAGGACGCGGGGCCCUCCCGCCUGCAGGGCCGCCUGGCCGCGGCCCUCCUGCGGCACUUCGCGGGGCGGCGGCCGGCUGACGCCAGGCACCCGCACGCGGCCCAGGGGGCGCUGGCGGCGGAGCAGGACGCGGACGGCCAGCAGCAGGAGGCGGGCCAGCCCGCGGCUGGCGCAGCCCUGGCUCUGCUGCAGAAGGCGGUCGUGCACCGGGAGGUACGGGAGGUCGGCGUCCACAAGAGGGCCCGCGAGGAGCUCCUGGGCAAGGGCGCAGCGGGUGUCCACCAGCCCACGCUGUUCAGCCUCGACAACCACCAGGCAUCGUGCGACGGCAUGGCGUCCCGCGCGCUCGUGUCCAAGGCGACCGACGCCAGCAACGUCCUCUUCACCGAGGGCCUGGCCCUGCUCUUCGCGGCGGCGCUGGUUGCGAUGCUGAAGGUGGGCACCACGUUCACCGAGUUUGUCGACAGCACGGGCAUGAGAUCUUUUUUGGAGACGCCGAUGAAGGCGCUCGACCAGAAGCCGGCCGUCUGAGCGGUCCUCUCUUCUGCCCCCCCCGCCCGCGCUUUGUCGACGCCCGGAGCGGGUGCGAGGAACUGGUUCGAGGCCCAGCAGCACAUGUGGCCCCAAGCUGGCGGCGCCCGCUGUUCAAGAGGCGGCCUUCUGUCUCCAAGUGGGCAGUGCCCGCGGCGACGCCGGCAGCGAGUCCUGCGCACAUGAACAGCAGAUGCCGUCGG